Molecule: messenger RNA, 3074 nt
Organism: Fundulus heteroclitus (mummichog)
Lineage: Eukaryota; Metazoa; Chordata; Actinopteri; Cyprinodontiformes; Fundulidae
Gene: vit
Product: vitrin
Exons: 23
Coding region: 252-2708 (818 amino acids)
Biological process (GO): positive regulation of cell-substrate adhesion; extracellular matrix organization
Source: RefSeq, a predicted model, not a curated record
ACGGGCAAACACUGGGGGGAAAGCUCUGGACCCAUCCUGCUCUCCGCUUUUAAUCAGCACGGCCAUCCAGCUUGACGUAAAAACUCCAGGUGGAAGAGUCUCUGCUCCUCGGCUCAUCCAGAGGAGGAAUACCAGGGAAGGAUUCCGCAUGGGAUUAGGUCUUUAACGCGGACGGGAUUAUAUUACCUCCUCAGGUUGAAGAGCAAUUAAAGAACAUCUGGCUGAGCUGCUGAACCAGCGCAUCAUUCAUCAUGAUCAGAUCCAUUACCGUCAUCUUCUACGCGUUCCUCUUGUCUUGGGCAUGCUGGGCCAAGCCUAAUGGAUCAAAGAGCAAGAAACCAAAGCAAGUUGUUCCAGAUAUAGAGUGUGACGUCCGAGCGGGGAAGAUCAACCUCCCAGAGUUUAUUGCCAGGUGUCCGGCACACUGUAAGGAGAGCAAACAGCAGGUCUACGGGACGGGCGUGUUCGCCUCCAUCUCCAGCAUCUGCAAUGCCGCCAUCCACAGUGGCGUCAUCACCAACGCCGGGGGGAAAGUCAUUGUCAGGAAGAUGGCUGGGCAGAACGUCUACAAAGGGAGCAACUCUAACGGGGUGCGAUCUCUGUCCCUACCCAAGUGGAGGGAGUCGUUUGUGGUCUCAGUCGGGAAACCUAAGAAAGGAGUCAUCUACCCAUCCACUCUGGACUAUGUUCCUUCAAGACCAACCUAUGUGAAGACAGGUCAAAAAGAUGCUAAAUCAGCCUUCGUCAACACGCCGCAGCCAACGACGACGACAGCGCCCGAAGUCACCACCACGACCCCUGAACCAACAACCACGACAACUACCACCACCACCACCACUGUACCUCCGCCACCCACGACCGCCAAAGCCCGGGCCGCGGCCCACAAAAUCAGGGAUGCAGGCAGCAGUCACCCGUACCUCGCCCAUGUGGCCGCCACAAGUUCAAGACAGUCUCAGAGUGCCCAAGGAAAGAGUCCCAGCCAAGUGUUCAGAGGUAGCUCCUACCCAAACAGGUAUCCACACCGUACCAGUCCAGGUGUGCGCCGGCCGGAGGCGGGCUCAGCCAUCAGGAGGCAACCUUCCCCUCCAGUCGGCCCAGCUUUCAACAGGGCUCCACCCGAGCGGACGGCGACAACCAGCCAGUCGAACUCUGCUUUCCCCAGAAGGGACUGGCCACCUUCUUCUUACCCUCGCCCUGAUUGGUUCCCAGGAGCACGACGACCUGCAGAUGUUAGUUAUGCAGUUCCAGACUCAGGAUAUGCAUGGAGUGAGACGGACACACCUGAGAUUCCAGCUCGGGAUCUCAGGCCUGAUAUCUCAGAAUAUGAACGAUGGCUUUAUAGCUUUGGACCAUACCCCCCUCGAUCCACUGACUUAGAUGGCAGCCAUAAAAUGCCCCUGGAUUUACCCCAUGCUAAAGUGGAGCCAGUAGAUGCCUGGAAACCAGAAGCUAAGCCUUAUGAAUCAGGGUUUAGCAUGAGAGAACAAGAACCACCACCCAGAGCACCUGAACUUCCUGCACCACAGGGAGAUCCAAACUGUAAGGUCGAUCUUGCCUUCCUGAUGGAUGGCAGCUGGAGCAUUGGGAAGCGGCGCUUUAAGAUCCAGAAGGACUUUCUGGCUGAGGUGGCUCAGGUCAUCAACGUUGGCAUGGCUGGACCAAUGAUGGGCAUCAUCCAAUACGGCGACGAGCCUGUGACAGAGAUCAGUCUGAGAACGUACUCCAGCUCCAGGGAUGUGAAGUCGGCCAUAGAUAAGAUCGUCCAGAAGGGCGGCCUGUCCAACGUGGGAAAGGCCCUCUCCUACAUCAACAAGCAGUACUUCAGCGAUGCCAAUGGAAACCGCGGUGGCGCUCCCAACGUAGCCGUGGUGCUUGUGGACGGCUGGCCCACGGACAAGGUGGAGGAGGCUUCUCGACUUGCCCGAGAAUCUGGCAUCAACAUCUUCUUCGUCACCAUCGAGGGCCCUGAUGAGAACGAGAAACAAAACCUAGUCGAGGCCAACUUUGUCGACAAGGCUGUGUGCCGGACAAACGGCUUCUACUCCCUCCCUGUGAACAGCUGGUUUGCUCUGAGAAAGGCGGUGCAGCCGCUGGUGAAGCGGGUGUGCGACACAGACCGCCUGGUGUGCAGCAAGACUUGCCUCAACGCCAACGACAUCGCCUUUGUGAUCGACGGCUCCAGCAGCGUGGGGACGGGUAACUUCCGCACGGUUCUCCAGUUUGUGGCCAACGUCACUCGGGAGUUUGAGAUCUCGGACACGGACACGCGGGUGGGAGCCGUGCAGUACACCUAUGAGCAGAGGCUGGAGUUCGCCUUCGGGCAGUACAACAACAAGGCCGAGCUGCUUAACGCCAUCAAGCGCAUCAACUACUGGAGCGGCGGGACCAGCACCGGGGCCGCCAUUACCUUCGCAGCCGAGCAGCUCUUCAGCAAGUCCAAACCCAACAAACGCAAGAUCAUGAUCGUUAUCACGGACGGACGUUCUUAUGACGACGUCAGGGCGCCUGCGCUGGCUGUCCACCGCCAAGGUGUGAUCGCCUACUCCAUCGGCAUUGCCUGGGCCGCCCAGGAUGAGCUGGAGUACAUCGCCACAGACCCCGACAAAGAGCACUCCUUCUUCGUAGACGAAUUCGACAACCUCUACAAAUACGUCCCCAAGAUUAUCCACAACAUCUGCCAGGAGUUCAACUCGCAGCCCAGAAACUGAGCUCCUACGUGUGAAUGUGAGGGAGGUGUCGAGAUGAUGCGUGUUGGAUCAGGGCCGUCUUUACCAGAACGCUGACCGUAAACGUUCUCGCCCUGCGGCCCCACAGGUGUCGCUGGGUGGGCUGCGAGGCCACACGGACGUAGACGGAAGGGUUAGAAUUUACACUUCCACUGAAAAGUUCACACACACUCAUCAUGGGUAUGAAUGUCAUCUAAAUAUGGGUCUUCUAAAUGAGUUUUAGCAGCCAGAGUUUCAGAGUGAAGUGAUUUUACAGCCAUAACUUCACUGAUUUUCAAAAAUAAGAACUGGAUUGAUGUGUUUGGAUUUACUGUGGAUUUCCCCGUGGACCGCAUUUGAAAUUGGUCG